AUGCUGAACAUGGGUGGACCUUCGACUGUGGAAGAAACGCAUGACUUCUUGACGAACCUCUUUCUGGACGGAGACCUCAUUCCCCUUCCCUUCCAACGACAGCUUGCUCCCUGGAUCGCGAAGCGGCGCACACCUCAGAUUGAGCAGCAGUACAAGGAUAUUGGCGGAGGUUCCCCCAUCCUGAAAUGGUCUCAGACUCAAGGCUCAGGAAUGGCGGCCCUCUUGGAUGAACUACACCCGGAGACCGCGCCUCAUAAGCCUUACGUCGCAUUCCGUUAUGCCAACCCCCUCACCCACGAGACCCUCCGCCAAAUGAAAGCGGACGGCGUCAAGCGCGCGGUAGCAUUCACGCAGUACCCGCAAUACAGUUGCAGCACGACGGGCAGCAGCCUGAACGAGAUAUAUAGAAGGGGCAAGGCGGGCGAGAUAGGGGAUAUCGAAUGGUCUGUGAUCGACCGUUGGGGCACGCACCCAGGGUUCGUCGACGCCGUGGCACUGAACAUCCAAGCCGCGUUAUCGAAGUUCCCUGAGGAGUCUCGUUCAUCCGUGGUUCUGCUCUUCUCCGCGCAUUCCCUUCCCAUGUCGGUAGUUAAUCGCGGCGACCCGUACGUUCUCGAGGUAUCUGCGACGGUCGCGGCUACGAUGGCGCACCUAAAAGAGAAGUGGGGCGUCGAAAACCCGUAUCGCCUCGUUUGGCAGAGUCAAGUCGGCCCGUCGGCAUGGAUGGGCAUGCAAACGGGGGAAGCUAUCAAAGGCCUGGCGCGGCUAGGCAAGAAACACGUUGUAUUGAUUCCCAUCGCCUUCACCAGCGACCACAUCGAGACCCUUUACGAGAUGGACCUGGAAUAUGUGAAAGAGGGUGAGGAGCUCGGGAUGCACGUGGAACGGUCCGAUUCCCUGAAUGACUCCCCUGUGUUCAUACGGGCCCUCGCCGACAUUGCUGCAAAACAUCUCGCCGAUUACUCGUCCGGAAAAAUACCACCGGCGAGUACGCAGAUGCGGCUGAGGUGUCCAGGGUGCACCAACGGAACAUGUGGGCAGCAGAAGGAGUGGUUUGCCCGUGGGGGACAAUGA
Molecule: messenger RNA, 1074 nt
Organism: Punctularia strigosozonata HHB-11173 SS5
Lineage: Eukaryota; Fungi; Basidiomycota; Agaricomycetes; Corticiales; Punctulariaceae
Product: ferrochelatase
Exons: 4
Coding region: 1-1074 (357 amino acids)
Biological process (GO): heme biosynthetic process
Molecular function (GO): protoporphyrin ferrochelatase activity
Source: RefSeq, a predicted model, not a curated record